Molecule: messenger RNA, 2001 nt
Organism: Nanorana parkeri
Lineage: Eukaryota; Metazoa; Chordata; Amphibia; Anura; Dicroglossidae
Gene: DUS3L
Product: dihydrouridine synthase 3 like
Exons: 14
Coding region: 1-1890 (629 amino acids)
Biological process (GO): tRNA processing
Molecular function (GO): metal ion binding; RNA binding; flavin adenine dinucleotide binding
Source: RefSeq, a predicted model, not a curated record
AUGGCGGAUGGAGACAAACAAAACAGUGAAAAUGACAAAGCAGUCAAAGCAACUGAAGAUUCUCACCGAGGUGUCGCUGCUAUUAAACCCCAAUAUUUAACUAGCAAGGAUCAGUUCCAUGCAUACGUUGAUGCCGAUGGUAAAGAAGUCAAAGAAGAGCAGUGCGAUAAAGACGCAGAGGACGAUGACGGCAAUAGUUUCUCAGCAGAGCCUGUUCCAAAAAAGAUUAAGCUGGAUGAUUCUGCAAAGGAGUCAGAAGAGCGGAGUGAUAAGACUGCAGAGAACAAGACAGAGAAGAAAAGAGCCAGAGGUCAGAACAAGAAUCGCCCCCAUGUGAAAUUUUCCCAGUAUGAACAGCAACGGUUGUGUCCAUCAAUUACGCAGGAAUGUGCCAGCAAGUGCUUCUUUGGCGAGAAAUGUAAGUUCUUGCACGACGUGGAGAAAUAUCUGUCGGAGAAGCAAGAAGACAUCGGUCCCAAGUGUCACCUCUACGAGACAUUCGGCAAAUGCAUCUACGGGAUCUCAUGCCGCUUUGCCAAAUCCCAUUUGGGAGAGGGUUAUAAGAACCUCAUCAACCAGGAACUGGUCAAGCAGUGGGAGGGCAAAGUCCUUGUUAGGAACGGAGUGAGCAAAGACCUCCAGGUGCAGUUGCGGAAGAAGAAGGUCCAGUUUGACAAAGCUGACCAGAUCCUGAAACUUUUGAACAAACCUCAACAGCCUAAGAAGGUGGAACCUGAUGCUGUUACAGGUGACAGUGGAAUGAAAACUGUAACUGCGACAUCAGGAGCUCUAACAGAUGAAGACAUUAUAAAGCUUAGACCUUGUGAGAAGAAAAAGAUUGAUUUCCGAAAUAAACUGUACCUUGCACCAUUAACCACAUGUGGCAAUCUCCCAUUUAGAAGAAUAUGCAAGCGGUUAGGAGCAGACAUCACAUGUGGCGAGAUGGCCAUGUGUACAAACCUCCUCCAGGGUCACUGUUCUGAAUGGGCGCUGGUGAAGAGGCAUCACAGCGAGGACCUCUUUGGAGUACAGCUAGAGGGUUCCUUCCCUGACACCAUGACCAAAUGUGCCGAGCUGCUGAACAGGACCAUCGAUGUGGACUUUGUGGAUAUCAAUGUCGGGUGUCCAAUAGAUUUGGUGUACAAAAAGGGUGGCGGUUGCGGAUUAAUGACCAGAACUAAUAAAUUUGAAGCCAUUGUAAAAGGAAUGAAUUCGGUUCUGGACGUUCCACUGACUGUGAAGAUCAGGACUGGAGUCCAAGAGAAAACCAGUCUGGCUCAUAAGCUUAUCCCAGAACUGAGGGAAUGGGGGGUCUCUCUGGUCACCCUUCAUGGCAGAUCCCGAGAGCAGCGCUAUACAAAGCUUGCAGACUGGGAUUAUAUUAGUCGCUGUGCCAAAAUUGCAGACCCUCUACCUUUCUUUGGAAAUGGUGAUAUAUUCUCCUUUGAGGAUGCCAAUCGAGCGAUGCAGACUGGGGUUUCAGGAAUCAUGCUGGCAAGAGGGUCGCUGGUAAAGCCCUGGCUAUUCACAGAGAUUAAAGAGCAGAGGCACUGGGACAUUUCCUCCUCAGAGAGAUUCGACAUUCUUCAAGAAUUCACCAAUCACGGCCUAGAACACUGGGGUUCGGACAUUCCAGGGGUGGAGAAAACCAGACGGUUUAUGCUGGAGUGGCUCUCCUUCCUCUGCAGGUACAUUCCUGUUGGCUUACUGGAACGCCUGCCUCAGAAGAUCAAUGACCGCCCUCCCUACUACAUGGGGAGAGACUACAUGGAGACAUUAAUGGCGAGCCAGAAUGUGGGAGACUGGAUUAAGAUCAGUGAGAUGCUGCUGGGACCCGUUCCUCCGAACUUCACCUUCCUCCCAAAACACAAAGCAAAUUCAUACAAAUGAGUCCUUUAAUUUCGAAAAAUUGACCGGCGGAUGGAUGUUUAUUUUUAUAAAUCAAUUAAUUUAAUGACUGUAAAGUACAUUGUAUUUGUUCCGUUAGAACCAAGCUGAGGU